AUGGGCCUGCCGAGCCGCGACCCUAAAUCGCAACGCUUAGAUGCAUCCGCCGCCGCUGCAGCCGCCUGGGACGAUAAUGCCCUGGCUACUAUCCAAGCCAAGCUUCAAUCCAACUCCGCCCCCCUUUCAUCUUCAAUGCAAGACAAUCAUAAUGACUACCACCAACCCAAACGCCAACCCUCUUCCUUGUCCUUCUCCUCCUUCCACCCCCUAAUCCCACAGGAACCGCAGCUCGACUCCCUCACCCUCCUCCUAGGCAUAAGCUGGCAACGCGUCUCGCGCACAGAUGACGCUGACGUCGCCGCCGCCCUCCGCGGUUGGGAGCGGUAUAUCCAAAAUCACUACGCAACCUACAUCUCCCAGGCGGAAAUCCUGCUCAAACAUCGCGGGCUCGGGGCGUUUUUGGUUGCGGCGCAGGUUCCUGCUUCUGCUUCUGCUUCAUCGUCAUCAUCGUCGUCACCGUCGUCGUCUUCCUAUCCUUGGAUGCCAAAUACAGAUACAGAUACAGAUACAACACAUACAGAUGCCAAUGGCACUGCGACUCGCUUCUAUCUCUUCAGCGAAGACCUGGCUGAGGCGCGGCUGGUGGGUAAUGACUGGGACUCUUGCCUGCACAACCUGCGCGAGAUGCCGUUUCGGUAUGAAGAUGGCUCGCCGGUGCUGAGGGCUUCGUCCGCGUUAGCGUCUGCAGUGCCAGCGGCAGAGAGGGCCGUGGGGGAUAAAGGAGUGCUGGUUGGGUGUGGAGAUGGCGCUGUUGAUGCGAUCGGUACGGAUGUGGACAUGGGGAUGGGGAUGGAUAUUGACUGGUAA
This is a messenger RNA of Histoplasma mississippiense, 810 nucleotides long. RefSeq lists its product with no specific name. The record is from RefSeq and is a predicted model, not a curated record. The coding region runs from base 1 to 810 and encodes 269 amino acids. The transcript is spliced from 2 exons. Lineage: Eukaryota; Fungi; Ascomycota; Eurotiomycetes; Onygenales; Ajellomycetaceae.